Molecule: messenger RNA, 840 nt
Organism: Mesocestoides corti
Lineage: Eukaryota; Metazoa; Platyhelminthes; Cestoda; Cyclophyllidea; Mesocestoididae
Source: the annotation of a GenBank genome assembly
AUGAAGGCCAGAACACCUGCGGUGCAUGUCUACGAUACCAACACUGGCCGGUGGCUACCCCCUGCCGUGGAGGAGCCCUUUUUAAAAGGUUUUCCUCCUGGAGCUGGUCUCUCUGGGCACUCCGUGGUUCCCUUGGUAACUCAAGGUAACACGCCUGCCGCUCUGGUUAUUGGCCGAGAAGGCUCGCUGCGUAUGCAACGUCGACAUGGAAACGCAUAUAUUCUUCGUGGACAUUUUGAGCGACGGAAAGACAAAGCCAGAGGCGACCUUGACUCCAGCCAAUCGUAUUUCACCUACUCGGAAUUACCCUCCGUCACCCAAUCACGAAGCCACCACACGACCACACCAAUGAGCAAGCACCUAGCCGUGACCUUCGGUGGUCGGUCGACGGGGCUGGUGGAGACAAUGACAUUACCUGAGGACACAAGUCUUGACUGCAAGUCGUUUCGAUGCAAAGCUGUUGCACAGUUUCUGCAGCACUUUACACCCACCGAAAACACGUCGAUUCUUGAGGCUAAAGCCAAUCAGAUUGGACUGCGUGGUCACUACGCUGUUUCCGGUGGUGAUGCCAUCCUAAUUGGGGGCGGUGAGAGCUUCGACGCCCUAAAGAGGAACCCCAACAGUGACGCCUUCAUCUACAAAUUGAACUCGAAAAAUCCUCUCCACUUUGUCGGUGACUUGGCAGAAAAACGCUGCUACGCAGUGUGCACGGUGAAUCCCACUGACGGAACCGCCUGGUUACAUGGCGGCCUUGGACGGAGCAGGAAACCGCUUCGUUCGAUGGCUCGACUGGUCUUUUCGGCAGACCCUAGAAAUCAAGAAACCAUCCAGGACGAUUGA